Molecule: messenger RNA, 1536 nt
Organism: Clavispora lusitaniae ATCC 42720
Lineage: Eukaryota; Fungi; Ascomycota; Pichiomycetes; Serinales; Metschnikowiaceae
Product: bleomycin hydrolase
Biological process (GO): L-homocysteine catabolic process; response to toxic substance; proteolysis
Cellular component (GO): cytoplasm
Molecular function (GO): cysteine-type aminopeptidase activity
Source: RefSeq, a predicted model, not a curated record
AUGUUUCCCUUUUGCAAUUGGAAUUCAAUGGGCUCAAAUACAUCCAAAGAAACAAGCUCGAACGGAGCUCCCGGCUCUUCGGGUCAGGAAAUCCUCAAUGAAAAAUGCACAUACUUUGACUCUACAAGCAUAUCCGAGUUGGUCAAUGGCUUAUCAUUAGGUGCGAAAGACACAUCCAAUGCUAUCACUGUAUCCCAUUUAUCGAGCUGGGAAGCCAAGUUAUUAGCUGAUCCCAAAAAUAGAUUGGCACAAAAUGCUUUGUCCAAGAAUGACAUUGCCGCCAUCACUGCAACCAGUGGAACAAACUUGUCCUUAAAAGACAGAUACUUUUUUAACGUCGAAGUUGACACCAUUGGCUCCCCUUCCUAUCUCAACAACCAAAAAUCUUCUGGAAGAUGCUGGAUAUUUGCCACUUGCAAUGUGUUGAGAGCCCAUGUUAUCAAGAACUACAACUUGGACCCCCAAAAAUUCCAAUUGUCCCAAAGCUACUUGUUUUUCUACGAUAAGUUGGAAAAAGCCAAUUUCUUCUUGGAAAACAUAAUUGACACUGCCGAAGAAGAUUUAGAUUCACGCUUAUUACAGUUUCUCUUUUCUGGAUCCGUUAGUGAUGGCGGUCAAUGGGAUAUGAUUGUCAAUGUCAUUAACAAGUAUGGUAUCGUGCCCAAUGAAGUGUUCCCUGACAAUGCUCAGGCAGUCUCAACUUCGAAAUUGAACUAUGUGUUGACAAACAAGUUGAGAGAAUACGCCUUGAUCUUGAGAAAAUUGAUCGCCAAGGGUGCAAGCAAAGAGGAGAUUCUUGGCGCCAAAAAUGCCAUGAACAAAGAAGUUUACAACAUCAUUGCUUUGAGUUUAGGUACUCCUCCAAAACCUUCUGAUCUGUUUUCUUGGGAAUUCAUCGACAAGGAUGGGAAGUAUAGUCACUUUGAGACUUCCCCUGUGGACUUUUACCAGUCGCAUGUGAAGUAUGAUGUUUCCAAAAGGUUCUCUUUAAUCAACGAUCCUAGGAAUGAGUACAAUGCCUUGUACACCGUUGACAGGUUGAAUAAUGUUUACGAAGGUAAACCGAUUGAAUAUGUUAACGUUGACUUGCCUAACAUCAAAAAGGUCGCUAUCAAGAUGUUGAAAGAUAACGAACCUAUUUUUUUCGGUUCUGAUGUUGGUAAGUUCGGAGACACUGCUUCUGGUGUUUUGGACACUGGAGCGUAUGAUUACUCUUUGGUUUUCAACACUAACAUGAAUAUCACUAAACUUGAAAGAUUGAAGACCGGCUCCUCUGCCAUGACCCAUGCAAUGGUCAUCACAGGUGUUCACUUGGACCCCAAGUCAGGAAAACCAAUCAGAUGGAAAAUCGAGAAUUCUUGGGGUGACGCAGUUGGUGACAAAGGCUAUUUUGUCAUGACAGAUGCUUGGUUUGACGAGUAUGUUUUCCAGAUUGUCACGAGCAAGAAGUACGUGGAAAAGGCGACUUACGAUAUCUGGAAGGCGAAGGAUUUCAAAGUGCUUCCUUUCUACGACCCAAUGGGUGCUUUGGCGUAG